AUGGCCUCUUCAAUGACCAUGACCUCUGCAUCGACCAGCAUGGCCGUGUCGUCUGCGGGCACCUUGUCGAUGACCCCGUCUUCUCCGAUGUCAACGUCCAUGUCAUCUAGCAUGACGCCAAUGGUGCCGUAUCUGCAUUUCAUCGGCGGCGACAGCCUGUUAUUCAAGCCGUGGGCACCUUCGUCGCACGGAGCGAUUGCGGGUGCGUGCUUCGGACUUAUCGCGCUCGCCAUUGUCGAGCGGUGGGUAUCUGCGAUGCGCGCGGUGCUGGAGGCGUACUGGCGGCGGAGGAUGCGGGCGAUCAUAGUUGCGCAAACUUCUGAUCCUCCGACACCGUCGAAAGAGAAAUCCGCGGCAGACGUCGAGGCGUUCACCUCGAGGCGCAGCUCGGUGGUCGUCGUCGAGAGGCCGCCUCCGAUCUUCCCGCCUUUCAUCUGGCAGCACGACUUCUCGCGCGGGGCUCUUUUGACCUUGCAAGCGCUGCUGGCCUAUGCCAUGAUGUUGGCUAUCAUGACGUUCCAGGCGGCGUACCUCAUAUCCGUAGUGGUCGGACUGGGGAUCGGAGAGGUCAUGUUCGGGAGAUGGGCGUCGGGAGGCAGCCAUCUAUUCCAUUGA
Molecule: messenger RNA, 615 nt
Organism: Sparassis crispa
Lineage: Eukaryota; Fungi; Basidiomycota; Agaricomycetes; Polyporales; Sparassidaceae
Exons: 3
Coding region: 1-615 (204 amino acids)
Biological process (GO): copper ion transmembrane transport; intracellular copper ion homeostasis
Cellular component (GO): plasma membrane
Molecular function (GO): copper ion transmembrane transporter activity
Source: RefSeq, a predicted model, not a curated record